Xenia sp. Carnegie-2017 is the source of this 4507-nucleotide messenger RNA. RefSeq names its product peroxisome biogenesis factor 1-like. The record is from RefSeq and is a predicted model, not a curated record. Gene Ontology annotation, biological process: protein import into peroxisome matrix. Gene Ontology annotation, cellular component: peroxisome; cytosol; peroxisomal membrane. The transcript is spliced from 20 exons. Lineage: Eukaryota; Metazoa; Cnidaria; Anthozoa; Malacalcyonacea; Xeniidae. Bases 122 to 4234 code for a protein of 1370 amino acids. Gene Ontology annotation, molecular function: ATP binding; ATP hydrolysis activity.
CAUUGAACCAUUUCAUUUUUAUGGUGCAAGCUGAAAGUUGCUUCGUAAAGUUAAACAAUGUUAAAUUCUUAGAUUUGGCGAACGUUCUUGCUUUGUCAAAGACUGCAAAGGUUUAUUUUAUAUGGGCACUUCCUGUCCUGUAACGAUUUAUCUCAAUUCAACGUUAAGGAAUUGUUUUGUGAAUCUUUCUGAUUCUCUUAACAAAAGUUGGUCUUCUAUUUGGAAAGAUGAUACAACUGUGAAAGCUAUUCGUGUAAAUUUUAAAGACUCUUCCUUGUACUUUUCCUGGGCUGGUGGUAGCUGUAAAUCAACAAAUAGUUCAGGAGUAAUUGAAGUCAGCAAAAAAUUUGGUGAAUUGCUGGGUUUGUCUCAUGGACAAGAGGUAAUUGCCACAGCCUUGGCUAGUGUCACUUCUUGUAAGAGUGUUUCAUGUUAUUCAAGCGAUCAAAGUGACUAUGAUGUUUUGGAAGUAAAUUCUAGUUACAUUGAAUCUAAUCUGAUACAUCAAUUGCGUGUUCUUUGGGAUGGAGCAAAGAUUCCUAUUUGGAUUCAAAGGAAUAAUUUUGUUGUAGUAACUAUUGGUGAUGUCUGUCCAGCUAGCUCUUGCUCUCAAAUUGAAGAAUUCACAGAGAUACAUUUGAUUCCUUGGACAAAAGCUGCAAGUGGCUUUGAGAAUAAUGAUGAGAAAGGAUUAGAUGUUCCACGACCAGCUGAAUUUAAAAAUUCACUAUCACAAUAUACUGAUGAUGAUGAACACAGUGAAGAUUCAAGUAUCAAGAGCAGUGAAUCAUCUAGUUUAAACAACAGCUUAAGUAGUGGUGUAUUGACAGGUGGUGAUUCAUCAAGUUUAAAUAACAGUGCAAGCAGUGAAGUACAAAGUACAUCUGAAUUAUCACGUUCUCAAAGUUAUAAAAGUGGUUUCAAGGAUACCAGUGAAACAACGAGAAAGUCAAUUGAAAGUGCUAUCAUAAAAGGCAAAAUUGGACUUCCUAAAGGAGAAGUUAAUGAUUCUAAUACGUCGAGAAGUAGUGCGACUGGGAAAUCAAUUGAUUCUGGUCAAACAAAAUCUUCUAUUUCAGGCUGGGCUGGACAAUUGAAUCAGGCUGGUGAUCGCAUUAAUCGUGAACGUUCCUAUCCAUCUGUUAACCUUCGUUUUAAUCCAUUGACUGGUGGUGUUGUAAACGCAUUAAAAUAUUUUCUUCCUCCAUAUACUGCAGACAUUCAAAACUUAGACAGUUUUCCUUUUCCAAAAAUCACUGGAGCAACUCAGGAUUUUAAAUAUUCGACGCAACUUUCGAAAAUGAAAACGUCUCAGGCAGAAACUCUUGAGGUUCCAAUUUCAGAUAGUUAUCGAGUACAACGUCUUGUGUUUUUAUCAGAUCAAAUUGAGCAAUCUCGUCUUGAUCCUUUCCUACAAAAUUUACUCAAACAACCGUCAACAGUAUUUGUUUACUCCCCUAAUUUAGCAGGUUAUGCCAAUCGUUUGUCAAAUGAACAAUUACGACGUGAUGGUAAAUCUGUCAGUGCAAAAUAUUACGUCUUUACUGCAUCCAUUCAUAAAAUGUAUUCAAUAAAGGAGAAGUUGGAUACAAGUCAAACGAAAAUUGGAUCAAGUAACGCUUCAACACCGAACGAAGAGUAUCGAGACACUGAUCGAGCUCAGUUAUAUGAAGCCAACCGAUUACAAAGAUUUAAUUCGAAUUUGAGUACCAGACAGCGUAAUGUAUUAUCAAAUGAACGUGGGAUUGUUUCUUCUUCAACGUCAACAAUUAUAAGACUUGUACUUACUAGUCAAAAGAAUUUUCGACAUGACAAAAAUUUCCUUCUUAAGGAAGAUCUGCUCUUAGGUCAUGUAGCUGUGAAUAACUUGAUUCGCCGCCAGUUGAAAAUUGGAGUUAAAUCAUCAGUUCAGAUCAAGAAGGUUCACCAUAAGUCAUCCAUUUUGUUAGGGCUUGUUUUGAAUCCUUUUGGUGAAGGGGCAAAAAAGAUAAAGCUCUUGAAUAGGGAUGUUAUAAUCCAGGCGUUCAUAUCCUGGAUAUUGGAAAUUACCAAUAAAUAUCCUCUUCUCUUAGCGUCGCGGAUGUUGAUUGAGUUUAAUAUCACAGCUGAUGUUAAGUGCGAGUUUUUACUCUCUGGUAUUGGAAGAGAAAGUCCUCGAUCUUCUUCAUCUCGAGCCACAAUGCAAUAUUUUGAAAUUAAUGAACGAACAUUAGAUACAGCAUCUGUAACAGUUAAUGAAGAAAUACAACCUUCCCAGCUUUUCUUGCUUUCGCCUUACCCAGCAAAAGACACCAAAGUUAUUGAUGAACAUCUUGAUACAUGUCGUAUUUCUUCACUUGGUGGUAUAGAUGAGAUCUAUGCAACGUGCAUGAAUUUCUUGCUUCAUGGACUUGGUUUUCAUCCUGUAUCACAACAAAUUUGUUGCUCAAAUAAACCAGAACACAAUGCUCUGUUGAUUUAUGGCACUGGCUCAACUGCUGGAGGAUCUGGGAAGACAUCGCUGGCUCAUGCACUGUGCAACAGUCUUGGAAAACAUCCUGUUUUAGCUCACAUAUCAAUAGUUGAAUGUGUUUCAUUAAGAGGUAAACGAAUCGAAACAAUACGGAAAUCUUGGCAAAACAAAUUUAAUAAUGCGGCUUGGCAUGAACCUGCCGUCAUUUUGUUUGAUGAUCUCGAUCAGUUAAUUUCUGCUCCUUCAUUGCUGCAGGAGAAUGGACCCGAGGCCCAUUAUAAUCUUCGAUUAGCGCAAGUGUUCAAGACUUUGGUAAAGAACGAGAUUUCAUACAACAGCAAAGUUGUUGUCAUAGCAACUUCAAUAUCGCGUGAUUCUGUCCAUCCUGUCUUGCGCAGAAGUCAUGGAAGUCACGUGUUUAGCAAGUCGGUUGAGAUUCCACUUCCUGAUCAAAAACAACGUAUUGAAAUACUGCAAGCAAUAUUAAGAAAACACGAUGAAGAUAUGUCUGUGGACAACAUCGGCAAUAUUGCUACUAAAAGUGAAGGGUGUUCUCCUAAAGAUUUGAAUACUCUGGUUGCUAGAGCAUUUCAGUCCUGUAUUUCUCGACGUCACACCAAAGAAAAAGAAGAAUCCGCCAAAUUAAAUUUGAAUGAUUUUAAUAAGGUUUUUCAAAAUUUCAAACCAGCAAGUUUACACGGCAUCAAGUUUCAUCUUGGAAAUGAUCUUUCGUGGCAAGAUGUCGGUGGCCUUCACGACAUUAAACAAACACUCAAGGAAACAUUGGAAUGGCCGGCUAAGUAUCCUGGAUUAUACAGCAGCGUUUCCAUGAGAUUACCUUCUGGAAUACUUCUAUACGGACCUCCUGGUUGUGGAAAGACAAUGUUAGCUAGAGUGAUUGCUAAGGAAUGUGGUCUGAACUUUAUGAGCAUUAAAGGACCGGAAUUAUUGAACAAAUACAUCGGAGCAAGUGAACAAGCUGUACGAGAUUUAUUCCAUAGAGCACAAAGUGCUAAGCCUUGUAUUUUGUUUUUUGAUGAAUUUGACUCUAUGGCCCCACGACGUGGUCAUGAUAGUACUGGUGUUACAGAUAGGGUGGUAAAUCAAUUGUUAACACAAAUUGAUGGUGUAGAAGGAUUACAAGGUGUUUAUAUUCUUGCUGCUACAAGUAGACCAGAUCUUAUUGAUCCAGCAUUGCUACGUCCUGGACGUGUCGAUAAGUCUUUAUACUGUGGCAUGCCAGAUCAGAGUGCGAGAUUAGAGAUUCUUAAAGCACAUUCUUCAAAACUUCAACUUGGCUUGGACGUCAAUCUUUCAGAGAUUGCCGGGAUGACUGAAAAUUUUAGUGGUGCUGACUUAAAAGCUUUGUUAUCUAACGCUCAAUUGGAGAGAAUUCAUGAGAUGAAGCUCAAUAUUUCAGAUAAAGUGGUCAAAAGUGAUACAACGCCCAGCAAUGUCGUUUAUUUUCCCAGUUUAAAGCAACGAAAAGACCCGUUGACCAUGAAUGAAAACUCUGAUUGGGCGAAACAGGCCGGUGUGCUUCAAGAUAAUUUUUUCAGGCACGUUUUUGGUAAAGCAAAUCACUCACCAAUGCGAAUUUCGAGAGAUGAAAUGAAAAUAAAAAAUGCUGACCUUCAAAAAGCUUUGUCUAAAGUAUCUCCAUCGGUGAGUCAAGAAGAACGACUUAAAUAUGCUGCCAUCUAUCAAUCAUUCAAAAGCUCAAAGAUGCCUGUUACUAACAAUGCAUCUCAAGUAAUCAGCCAACGUGCAACAUUAGCUUAGUUACUUCAAUUUUUCUAGGAAUUUUCCAAUUCAUAUUGAAUAUUCAGAAUGUUAUAUUUUAGUAUCGGUAAAAAUUGAAAAUAUUACGCUUGCUUUUACUAUAUAACCUUUGAACGCAGGCUUUUAUAGUGUAUCGUGCUGGAGAUAGUUUUUGAAGAGGUAGAAUUGUCUUGUCAACUCAAGUCCGUAGCAUUUCAAUCAAUUCUAGUCAUAUAUUAUAGUUAUUUACGUUUUUCUAUGGCCUACAAUGUGAAAUAAAAAGUACAUGAUUCA